Arvicola amphibius (Eurasian water vole) is the source of this 3126-nucleotide messenger RNA. It is a transcript of the gene Jdp2, whose product is annotated as Jun dimerization protein 2. The transcript is spliced from 4 exons. Gene Ontology annotation, molecular function: RNA polymerase II cis-regulatory region sequence-specific DNA binding; DNA-binding transcription factor activity, RNA polymerase II-specific. Bases 141 to 632 code for a protein of 163 amino acids. The record is from RefSeq and is a predicted model, not a curated record. Gene Ontology annotation, biological process: regulation of transcription by RNA polymerase II. Gene Ontology annotation, cellular component: nucleus. Lineage: Eukaryota; Metazoa; Chordata; Mammalia; Rodentia; Cricetidae.
GCGGCUCCCGGGCCGGGACGGGCCUGGGCAGCGGGCGGCAGCGGCGCGGAGUGGGCACGGCGCCUGCAGCCGGGUUCUGGGCCCGGGGGCGCCGCCUCCGCCAGCGGCUUCUGCACGGCCGGCCUGCCACUCCUCCUGCUAUGAUGCCUGGGCAGAUCCCAGACCCUUCAGUGACCGCAGGUUCUCUACCAGGGCUCGGCCCCCUCACCGGACUUCCCAGCUCUGCUCUGACCACAGAGGAGCUGAAAUACGCUGACAUCCGCAACAUUGGGGCCAUGAUUGCGCCUCUGCACUUCCUGGAGGUGAAACUGGGCAAGAGGCCCCAACCCGUGAAGAGUGAGCUAGACGAGGAAGAAGAGCGAAGGAAAAGGCGCCGAGAGAAGAACAAAGUGGCCGCGGCCAGAUGCCGGAACAAGAAGAAGGAACGCACGGAGUUUCUGCAAAGGGAGUCAGAGCGUCUGGAGCUCAUGAACGCCGAGCUGAAGACCCAGAUAGAGGAGCUGAAGCUGGAGCGGCAACAGCUUAUCCUGAUGCUCAACCGCCACCGCCCAACCUGCAUCGUGCGCACAGACAGCGUCAGGACACCCGAGUCCGAAGGCAACCCGCUGCUGGAGCAGCUGGACAAGAAGUGACUGAAGGCUUGGAGGAGGCAUCGGAGGAUGGGGAAGGGGGGCAGCAGGAGGAGAAGAGGUGAUGGAGGUCUCCCCCUGGGCGCAUGACAAACUCUACGAUGAGGCUUGGCAUAACUGGCCUCCAGCCGGCUCCUUUCUGAAACUCAGCCCAGCCACGCGAGAGCAAGAGCAGACUGAAGAGGGACCAAGCGACGAGACCAAAGUUGACCCUCAGGUAGGGGCUGUCCCACUCCAAGGACCAGCUUGAAGGGCACCUCAGCCAGAGAGAUGCCCAGCCAGGUAGCCUCCUCAGGCACUCCUCUGGCCUCUCUGCCAAGACCCCCACCCAAAAGACUACCGAGCAGCCGAGAAAAGCCAUGCGUCCCAAACACGGUGUGGCCAAGGAUGGAACUCAGCAUGGACUGCAAUCCACCCUCCCCAGCCCUGCCAAAGCCCGUAGGAAAGGGGUGCACUGCGGGGCUGUGAUGGCCCUGCCCAGGUGGCACAGCCUGGUGGCCCUGCUGGAGUUUGCUGUGGCACUGAGGCGCAGGCGCCCUCCCAAAGCACACACUCAGUCGAUGAAUGUUUACAGACUGGCUGUCCUGGCGGGGCUUCCAACUGCACACCUUUUUUUUAUACUUUCUUUUUUUUUAAUAUUUUUUACAAAAAAAGAUUUUAUAUGAGCAAUAUAUAUAUGGAUUUCUAUAAUCACUCGAUUGACACAGUACAAAUACGCUAUGGUCUGUCGUUUAGGACAUCCACCCACUGGGUACAGCCGUUGUAAUUCCUAAGUACUGUAGGCUCUGGGUGUUGAGGGGUGGUGGCCAGGCGGUGGGGGUACAUUUCCAUUCUUGUAAACCCUUCCUAGUACUCAGUCCUGUAUCGCUCAGUAAACAUUGCUCUUAAUUAUUCAGCUGCCUCGAGUGGUGUCUGCCCAGGGAGAGGACAUGCCCAGGGCAGGAGGCGUUGGGAGUAAUGCCAUAGCUGCCCUCCCAGGUAAGCCUGAAUAUGCCCAUUUCUCAGAUGAGGAGGCCAAGGCCUAGAGAGGUUAAAGAACUCCAUCCAUCCCAGUUUUGAGAGUACUCGCUUCAUUUAUUUAGGCCAAAACUUUUUAAUAUUUAUUUUUAUUAUUUUUAAUUGUGUGUGUAUGUCUUUGUAUGAUAUGUGCAGAGGUUAGGGGAUUUGGGUCCCUCUGGAGCUGGAGUGACAGGCUCUUGUGAGCCACCUGAUGUGCUUGCCGGAGACCGAACUCGGGUCCUCUGAAAGAGCAGUAUGUACUCUGAACAGCAGAACUGUCUCUCUUCAGCUUCCACAGAAGCUGCAGCUUUGAGUGGGCCAGGCGCGGCAAUGAAUGGAACCUUUGCUAGGGAAUAAACAAACCUUGGUCUUGCCCCAUGGAGCGCACGCUGGGGUCAUCUUGCACUUGCUUGCUUGCUUCAAACCCAAUACCCUUCUUCAACUGCAUGGUGGCUUUUGUCAAAGGGGCGGCCACUGGUCCCGGUUCAUAGACGGGGAUUUGGAGACCCAGGGAGACAAGAUGAAGCCACCACUUGUUGAAGUCUUAACCACACUUUUACUUCCCACAACAGCACAGACCAGAUCCCCCCUCUCAGACAGAUAGCUUAACUAGGGCUCAGAGAGGGCACAUGACUUACCCAGGGUCACUCAGUUCACAAGAAACUGGGCGGGUAUUGGAACUCCACCUCCAGAGACACAUGGCUUUCCCAUCACCUGCUGUCUCUGAUUGUCCUUAUAGAUGAAUGCUGAACCCCUGGGAAUAGGGGGUUAAGAGGCCACCAUUAUAAAUAUUUAUUUAUUUUUAUUAUGUAUACAAUAUUCUGUCUGUGUGUAUGCCUGCAGGCCAGAAGAGGGCACCAUACCCCAUUACAGAUGGUUGUGAGUCACCAUGUGGUUGCUGGGAAUUGAACUCAGGACCUUUGGAAGAGCAGGCAAGCUCUUAACCUCUGAGCCAUCUCUCCAGCCCCUAGAGGCCACCAUUAUAGAUAUAAUUCGGGAGAGAGCUGUAGACUCUAGAGAGUUCUAGGUUGGCCCCUGAUGGUAUAGUGAGCCAGCUCUCCCAGCGGAGGUGUCCAUGACCUAGAGACACAUAUAGUAGCUCUCAUCUCCACAGUCAAAUCUGUCCUGCAGAGUUGGGGCAGCUCAAUGUCAUUCAUACAGCAGAUGCCACUCGCUCCACACGUGACAGUGUGCAAGGCACAGCUCGAUGUGCUAUCUGCUUCUGUGAGGAUUCAGCCAGGCCAACAAAGUGGUUGCCAUUAGCUCCCUUCCACUCGGAGGCCCACCAAGCUUAAAGUCCCCCAGCUCGAGAGAAGCGGGAUGAGCGCAGACUCCACGCUGCUCCUUCCUGGAAAUGUGUUUCUUCUGGGGCCGGGGAACUGCUUGGUGUUGGAUCUUUGUGUCGGUGACCUUGAGUGGCCUCUCAAUCAUCGAUGAGGCGUCUGGGAGGGAUGGGAAUGGAAAAUAGGUCGCUAAUAAACAGUUGGUCCCUCUCUUC